Messenger RNA from Eutrema salsugineum, 1904 nucleotides. RefSeq names its product beta-D-glucopyranosyl abscisate beta-glucosidase. Gene Ontology annotation, molecular function: beta-glucosidase activity. The record is from RefSeq and is a predicted model, not a curated record. The coding region runs from base 102 to 1694 and encodes 530 amino acids. Gene Ontology annotation, biological process: carbohydrate metabolic process. The transcript has 13 exons. NCBI's taxonomy places the organism in Eukaryota, Viridiplantae, Streptophyta, Magnoliopsida, Brassicales, Brassicaceae.
ACACAACUCUGUGUAUAUAAUCAUAAGCUCGGCCUUCACUUCAUCUUCAACAAUAUCUAAAGCUAGAGAACUAGAGAGACAGAGAGACAGAGAGACACAAAAUGGUGAGAUUCGAGAGGGUUCCUUUACUGUCACUGUUAGGGUUAGUUCUGGUUCUAACAUUGGUCGGAGCUCCGACCAAAGCCCAAGAUCCUGUUUGCCGUCAAGCUGAUACGUUUAGCCGAGCCAGCUUCCCUGAAGGAUUCCUCUGGGGAACCGCAACCGCAGCGUUUCAGGUUGAAGGAGCUGUUGAUGAAGGUUGCAGAGGUCCAAGCAUGUGGGACACUUUCACCAAGAAAUACCCACAUAGAUGUCAAAACCAUCACGCUGAUGUUGCCGUUGAUUUCUACCAUCGUUACAAGGAAGAUAUCGAGUUGAUGAAAGACCUCAACACUGAUGCUUUUAGACUUUCUAUUGCGUGGCCCAGAAUUUUCCCCCAUGGAAGAAUGUCCAAGGGAAUAAGCAAACAAGGAGUCAAAUUCUACCACGACCUCAUCGAUGAGCUUCUUAAAAACAAGAUCACUCCACUAGUAACAGUCUUUCACUGGGAUACUCCUCAAGACUUAGAAGAUGAAUACGGUGGUUUCUUGAGUGGCCGCAUUGUGCAAGAUUUUGCGGAAUAUGCAAACUUUACUUUCCAAGAAUAUGGACACAAAGUGAAAAAUUGGAUCACAUUCAAUGAGCCAUGGGUGUUUAGUCGUGCCGGUUACGACGUCGGGAAAAAAGCUCCGGGACGUUGUUCACCAUACAUCGAAGAAUGGGGAAAGCACUGUGAAGAUGGACGGUCAGGAUUUGAAGCUUAUCAAGUCAGUCACAAUUUACUCUUGUCUCAUGCUGAAGCCGUUGACGCCUUCAGAAAAUGCAAACAGUGUGCUGGAGGUAAAAUUGGAAUUGCCCACAGUCCAGCUUGGUUCGAACCAGCCGACCUUGAGGCUGUUGGAGCUCCCAUUGAACGUGUGCUUGACUUCAUCUUGGGAUGGCAUUUGUAUCCAACAACUUACGGAGAUUAUCCACAGUCGAUGAAGGAUCGCGUUGGUCAUAGAUUGCCAAAAUUCACAGAAGCGGAAAAGAGAAAGCUAAAGAAUUCUGCAGAUUUUGUAGGGAUGAAUUAUUAUACCUCAAUGUUUGGAGCUGGUCUAAAGGACUCUAAUUCUAAGAACCCGAGUUGGACGACGGAUUCUCUUGUUCAAUGGGAAAGCAAGACUGUCGAUGGAUACAAAAUUGGUAGCAAGCCUGCUGGUGGUAAACUGGAUGUCUAUUCAAGAGGAAUGAGAAAACUUUUGAAGUACAUCAAGGACAAUUAUGGUGACCCAGAAAUUAUGAUCACCGAGAAUGGAUAUGGAGAGGACCUUGGAGACCUUCACAAUGACGUAAAAACUGGGACAAAUGACCACAACAGGAAAUAUUAUCUUCAAAGGCAUCUCUUGAGUUUGCACGAGGCCAUUUGCGAUGACAAGGUGAAAGUUACGGGAUAUUACGUGUGGUCUUUGAUGGACAACUUUGAGUGGCAAGAUGGAUACAAGGCUAGGUUCGGGCUUUACUAUAUCGAUUUCCAAAACAAUUUGACUCGUCACCAGAAAGUUUCGGGCAAAUGGUAUUCUGAUUUCCUUAAGCCGGGAUUUCCAACUUCCAAGUUAGUGAGGGAAGAACUCUAAGAUCAAGAAUCCAAAUCUUGAAUCCUUCGAAAAUAAAUAAAUUCUUGCAAGAAGCUUGUUCUUGAGGAUUUAUAUCAGUUUGUGCGUUCUACCAAUCAAGUUUAUCGUUUUUUAUCAUCUAUGUGUUUCCUCCGAUGUUAGCAAGACUUUGUGACUUUUUGUAGUUUCCUUCGAUCGUAAUAAUAAAAUGUUGUUUACAACAGGCAAAUA